Erinaceus europaeus (western European hedgehog) is the source of this 2526-nucleotide messenger RNA. RefSeq names its product disintegrin and metalloproteinase domain-containing protein 2-like. Gene Ontology annotation, cellular component: plasma membrane. Gene Ontology annotation, biological process: cell adhesion; proteolysis; binding of sperm to zona pellucida. NCBI's taxonomy places the organism in Eukaryota, Metazoa, Chordata, Mammalia, Eulipotyphla, Erinaceidae. The transcript has 21 exons. The record is from RefSeq and is a predicted model, not a curated record. The coding region runs from base 40 to 2229 and encodes 729 amino acids. Gene Ontology annotation, molecular function: metalloendopeptidase activity.
AACCGCCUUCAUCCUGGCCUGUUUCUAGGACCUCCAGCUAUGUGGUGCCUUCUGCUGCUGAGCAUGGGACUCGCGGGACUCCAGGCAGAGUACAAUAGUGAAAGACUACGGGUGCAAAUCACUGUACCAAAGAAAAUUAAGUCGAUAACAACUGACGGAGUUGAAUCACAAAUCUCCUACAACAUUGCAAUUGAUGGGAAAAUGUAUACUGUGACUCUAAUACAAAAAAACUUUUUACCUCACAACUUUAAAGUUUAUAGUUAUAAUGGCUCAAGAAGUAUGAAACCUCAUGAACAGCAACUUCAGGAUUUUUGCUACUACCGAGGGUAUAUUGAAGGUUAUCCAAAUUCUAUGGUCAUCAUUAGCACGUGCACUGGACUCAGGGGCUUACUGCAGUUUGAAAAUGUUACUUAUGGAAUUGAACCAUUGGAACCUUCAAUUGGUUUUGAACAUGUAAUUUAUAAAGUAAAGCAUAAGAAUGCUGGUAUUUCACUAUAUUCUGAAGAAGAUGUUGAGUCGAGAGAUUUUUCUUAUAAAAUACAAAGUAUACAGACAUUUAGACCACUCUCUCAAUAUAUAGAAAUGCAUAUUGUAGUUGAAAAAAAGUUGUAUGAACAGAUGGGCUCUGAUGUAGCUAUUGUGACACAAAAAGUUUUCCAGCUGAUUGGAUUAACCAAUGCUAUUUUUACUUCAUUCAAUAUUACAGUAAUUCUGUCUUCAUUGGAACUUUGGACUGAUGAAAAUAAAAUUCCAGUAACUGGAGAUGCUAAUGAGUUACUACACAGAUUUUUAAGAUGGAAAAAAUCCUAUCUUGUUUUACGACCCCAUGAUGUGGCUUUUUUGCUUGUUUACAGAGAAAAACCGGAAUAUGUUGGUGCAAUCUUUCAAGGAAAGAUGUGUGAUGAACAGUAUAGCGGAGGUAUUGCUCUGCACCCCAAGACCAUAAGUCUGGAAUCACUUGCUGUUAUUAUGGCUCAGUUACUGAGUCUUAGUAUGGGAAUCGCUUAUGAUGAUGUUGAUAAAUGCCAGUGCUCCGGAACUGUUUGCAUAAUGAACCCAGAUGCAAUACAUUCUACUGGUGUGAAAAACUUCAGUAACUGCAGCAUGGAAGACUUUGUACACUUUAUUUCCAAGGCAAAGUCCCAGUGUCUUCAAAAUCAGCCACGCUUAGAUCCCUCAUACAAAGCUGCAGAAUGUGGUGAUAGAGAACUGCAAGAUGGUGAACAGUGUGAUUGUGGCCGGGAUGAAAUUGAAUGUGCUGAGAUGAUAGACUGUUGUGAGCCUACCACAUGCAAGCUUAAGGCAAAUCAACAGUGUAGUUCCGAAGAGUGCUGUGAUCAUUGUAAAUAUGCAACUUUAGGAAAAGAAUGUCGGCAUGUCAAGGACAAUGUAUGCGAUGUCCCUGAAUAUUGCAAUGGAACCUCUAAACUUUGUCAACCUGACCAUCAUGUGAUGGAUGGACACCAAUGUGGGUCUGGAUGGAUCUGCCUGAAGGGAACUUGUGUAAAUGGGCAAGACCAAUGUUCAAGUCUAAUUGGUCCCGAUGCAGAAUUUGGCUCUCCAGAAUGUUUUAAUUUUAUUAAUUCUAUGACUGAUGAAUUUGGGAACUGUGGUACUGACAGCUCCGGACCCAAGAAGUGUUCACCUGAGAACGUACAAUGUGGAAAACUUACCUGUAUAUAUACUAAAAGCAGAAUACUUGAACUUAGUAAUGCAUCAGUUCUUUACACCAACAUUGAUGGAAAAAUCUGUGUUUCAGUGCAUUAUGCAGAUGCAGAAGACAGUACAUUUGUAAAAGAAGGAACUAGUUGUGGCAAUCAGAAGGUUUGCAAGAAUUAUGAAUGUGUGGAAUCCUCAUACUUGAAUUAUAACUGUCCUAAAAGCAAGUGCAACAAUCAAGGUGUGUGCAAUGAGUUAGGGAACUGUCACUGUGACCCAGAAUAUUUGCCACCAGACUGUAAAACAAGUGCCAGUGAUUGGCCUGGUGGGAGUAUUGACAGUGGCAAUCACUCACCUAAUCAGAUCACACCAACUAGUAAAAGCUUCAUUGAAAAUAUUUACCAUUCCAAACCUACCAGAUGGCCAUUUUUCUUACUCAUUCCAUUUUUUAUUAUUCUAUGUUUACUGAUUGCUAAUUUGGCGAGAGUAUAUUACCAAAGGAAAAAAAGGAAAACUGAGGAAUAUUCAAGCGAUGAGCAACUUGAAAGUGAAAGUGAGUCCAAACAUUAGCCUGAAAAAAUGGAGACUACCUCAAUCACAUCCAACCAUAAUGGUUACUGACUUAAGCAUUUGCAUAUUAAAAUGCUGAUUACUGGAAAUGUGCAUAAUAGGACCCUCUUCAUGAUAAUGGUACAAUGAAGGUGUAUUUAAAAUUAGCCAUCCUUUCUUUGACUUGAUUGGCUUUGCUCUUGAUUUUCCCGUGUUAAUUUUUUUUUUUUAGGUAACAUUUAAUGGGCAGGAAAAUGAAAUAGAAGAACAACACACGCAUUGCCUUAAUGCCUGGAAUUAAAAAUUCAUUUUUAUAUA